UUCUUGAGCCUCGCAGCCUCCUCGUGUUGGCUGCGUCGAUCAAUGGCGCACCUACAACACACCUCUGCUGUACAAGUCUGACGCUCAUUGAUGAAUCUAUAGGCAAUUCAAUGCGCUGCGAGCCGCUUCUGUCCCCUUUAUAAUCCGUCAGGCAUUUGCGAGCACUGCAGUUUUCCGUGACCUCUAGUACACAUUUUACUCUCAAGUGCUAUUUUGCAUCUCUCAGCCAUAUGUCAAACUUCGUUCCUGAUCCUCUUGAUGAUUGCACUCCACCCUUGGAGGAGCCGAGUCACCCAGCACGCCCCCAGGACCCCGAGACUAACCUCGCGAUUGGUGAAAUGCUACAAUUCGCCGUCAAUAACACCGUGCCAGACCCACUCGAAGAUACCCUCCCAGCCUUGGGUGAGGAGGCAAGCUACCCAGAACACCCUCAAGACCAGGGAGAGGCACACCUCAGUGGAGUGCAACAGAUCGUCGUUACUGCCAUUCGCGCAACUGAUCUAACUCUUGGUCUCCAACGGAUUCCCGCUGGCUUCCAUGUGGUAGUAAAGGCUCGCGGUAUCGAAUUCCAAACAAGCAACAAGCCCGUGCACGUAGACCAGGCUGUUCUCGAAUGGAACGAGCGGAUACUUCUGCCAUGUGAACCAUCUUCUCUCGUUCGGGUCAGCGUGUAUGCCUCAUUUGAACUGGGUCCCAUGCUUGGUCAUGGAGAAGUCCUUCGCACAUUUGAGAUAUCCGUAGGCGAAUUAUUGGAUCGCAGUGAACAGUCACGUCCCAUUGUUUUUCAGCCCAAGCAGGAGGAAGUCGUUUCCCCGUGUACUUCGCUGUUCAUGACAGUGGAGCAGCGACGAUCUGAUGAAAACGACGCUGCAGUUCUUGAACCGCUUACCGCCGUGAGUGAUCAAUGCCAGUCUGAUAUGCUGAUGCUGAGAGCUUGUAAUGUGUAGCCUACGUCCAGCGAUAUGAAUGCGUUAGUGCUAACAGACGCCGGACAUCGCCUUCUCGCACGAUUCCGAAGGACGCGGAACACUAGGGAUCUCGACCAAUCCAUAAUGCACCUUGAACGUGCGUCUGAUCUGUGCCCCAUGCAUCAUCCCUGCCGCCCUGCAGCACUAUUCAAUCUAGCUUCCGCGAAGUUUGUUAAAUGCCAAGUAAAUGGAACAUAUCUCGACCUCGACAUCCCCAUCUC
This is a messenger RNA of Suillus clintonianus, 1189 nucleotides long. RefSeq lists its product as uncharacterized. The record is from RefSeq and is a predicted model, not a curated record. The transcript is spliced from 6 exons. Bases 231 to 947 code for a protein of 238 amino acids. Lineage: Eukaryota; Fungi; Basidiomycota; Agaricomycetes; Boletales; Suillaceae.